UCCCUGACGGAGGAGAAGAUCACCUUGCUCCUCCAGCUGAUCAGGGAGGAGCUGGAGCACAAGGCAGAAGGGGAGAAGCCGCCGAUGAAGUUCACCUCGGAGGCCCUGCCGGUGCACGUUUCCGCCUGCGUCCUGGCGCUGUGCGGCUGGACCUGCGGCGCCCUGUCCGGCUCCGCGCUCCUCUCGGUGAUCACCUGCUCGCGCUGCAUGAGGAAGGUGGGGCUGUGGGGCUUCCACCAGCUCGAACCCGGGGGCCCGGAGCUGGAUUCGUGCGGGGCACCCGCCGAGCGCUGCCCGCCCGUGCCCACGUCUCCGCGCAGGAUGCUGACGCGGAGCCAAGACGCUUUUCCUCCGGGCUCCGAGCAGCAGGAGAAGAGCCCGGCCCCGGCGGUCUCUCGCCCGCGGGCUUGGGACACCCCCAGCCCCGUGGAACGAGGCGAAUUGGAGGCGGCCAGCCCCACGCCGAGGAGCCGCCCCGUCACCCGCAGCAUGGGGCAGGGGGAAACGGUGGACGUGCCGUCCAGCCCCGUCCGCAGGGCCAAGCGGGCACGGCUCUGCUCUUCCAGCAGCUCGGACACUUCUUCGAGGAGUUUCUUCGACCCCGGCUCGCAGCAUCGCGACUGGUGCCCCUGGGUCAACGCGGUGGAGGGCGCGGAGGCCCCGGAGGACUCCGCAGCCCAGGCGCAGAAGGAGCCCCCAAAGGCGGAGCCGGGCUGGCAGGUGGUCCUGAACGUGCUCCUGGCCAUCCGAAAAUGUGACAGAGUGCCCGAGACGGAGCCUGUGAGCCUCUCGGUGAAAUCCUGCAAGGUGUUCCGCAUUUUCCGCCAGUGGGAGAGCGCCAAUCCCUCCUGAACCCGCCUCUGCCUCCGGGGACGGGGGGGGAACCGCACGGAGCCUUCGCUGAUGGCACCGGGCAGCGCCUCGCCCCGGCACAGAUCCGCCGGGGAGGCCUCAAGCAUGUGCUGAGAAAGCCCACGGGCUGCCCCAGUGCCAAACCCAGCCCCCAAACAGCCUCUGGGGACCCCCCCCCGUGUCCCCAGCUGCCUUCCUCGAAGCCCCCCCUGCCUUCGCCAGUUGCUGCUGUAGCCCCCGAGGGCUUCGACAGCUCCGUCUGGGGGCCGCGGUCACCUGCUGGGGGUGAACUUCUGUCCAGCUGGGACGGGGAGGUGAUGCCAGCUGGGAAUAAACAUUUCACGUGGUUGUUUUUUUUUCUUA
Molecule: messenger RNA, 1215 nt
Organism: Oxyura jamaicensis (ruddy duck)
Lineage: Eukaryota; Metazoa; Chordata; Aves; Anseriformes; Anatidae
Product: nuclear-interacting partner of ALK-like
Exons: 5
Cellular component (GO): nucleus
Source: RefSeq, a predicted model, not a curated record